UCCCCACACGCCACAAACGCCCAUGCGCGGGUCGCCGAGCAGGCGGGCUGCGGCGGACAAGAUGGCGACGGCGAUGGACGUGGACGCACCGAGCUCCACCAACAGCAGCGGCGGCAAGAAGCGCUUCGAGGUUAAAAAGUGGAAUGCAGUGGCCCUAUGGGCAUGGGAUAUCGUGGUAGAUAACUGUGCCAUCUGUCGAAACCACAUCAUGGAUCUGUGUAUAGAAUGCCAAGCAAACCAAGCUUCAGCAACUUCUGAAGAAUGCACUGUUGCUUGGGGCGUGUGUAAUCACGCAUUCCACUUCCACUGCAUCUCUCGAUGGCUGAAGACCAGACAAGUUUGCCCACUGGACAACAGGGAGUGGGAAUUCCAGAAGUAUGGCCACUAAAUGCCACAGGUACGCACCUGCUAUCAGCUGUUCCUCUGGCGCAUAGACCUACAUUAUUGGCUCCCACCAUUCCUAUUCCCCUCCCUCCACCUCUUCUUGGCGCCUUCUGACAGCUGUUUAUUCAGAUGACAAGGACUAUCAAUAAUUGCCUGCUUUUUUUUUAGAAAAUGCUCUUUAAUUUCUCUGGUUGCAGACUCUUCAUUAUAAAACAACAAAUUAUUUGGAAAAAGUUUGCACUUAUCGCAGGUGAAGAACCAAACGUCACUCAUGUAGACUUCCUUCCCCCCCCCCACCCACAAUUUAAACAAACCAACAGAAAGAAUGUGUGAUGGUAUUCUUUGGCUCUUUACCUAAAUGUAUUUUAUUUAAUAAAUUAAGUUUAGCAGAAUAUUUCACAAUAAUGUUAUUUUCUUCCUCCUGCGCAAUGAGGUGUUGGCCCGCGGUUGUUCAGUUGUUGUCCUCCGGUGCUGUGUUUGGGGGGAAAAGUCCUUUGGAUGCCUUGGGAGUUAGUGGGCAGCCAGGGUUGGCACAAACCCCACUUGGAGACGUGACGGAUGCAGGGAGGUAAUACAAGGCUGGAGGUGCAGAGUUCUCUGCAGAAGAAAGAGCUGCCUAAAGCCCAAGCAAUCCCGCUAGCAUUUUGUUUCUGACCACUUGUAAGUUCCGGUUGGUGUGAGUCCAAAACCUUGGAAAAGGAGAUGCUGUAGAAGUCUCAAAGGGGGGAGAAAGUGUGUUACAGAUAUGAACAUUAACAAAAAAAUAGAUGCUGGAAAGCUAAGGCCAGGCAGCACAAUAGAUCAAGAAACAAUUGAGGGUUCAGGUACAAAAUCAUUCAUCUGACAAAGUGUCCGUGAAAUGUUAACACAUCAAAUAGCAUUUAGGAAGGAGAAAGUCAACUGUUUCCAGCAUUUUCUGUUUUAAUUGGCAAAGAGUUGUUGUGUACUAGGGUGUCCUGUCCAGAGCAUCAUACUGCUCAGUACAUUGAUAAUCUGCCCCGGUCUUUGUUGGACCUUGUGUGUGUAAAUCUGUUGCUGGGCCCUCCACAGUGAAGCAGGGUGAGAGUACUGGCUACAGAAUGUUUUGAAAGAUGCUAAAUAAAUAUACGUUUUUGAUGGCCUGUAUUACCAAUUGAACAUUUCUGAUUUGAAAAACAAUUAAAAUUUUGUUACAUGUGGAAUUUUA
Amblyraja radiata (thorny skate) is the source of this 1570-nucleotide messenger RNA. It is a transcript of the gene rbx1, whose product is annotated as ring-box 1, E3 ubiquitin protein ligase. The record is from RefSeq and is a predicted model, not a curated record. NCBI's taxonomy places the organism in Eukaryota, Metazoa, Chordata, Chondrichthyes, Rajiformes, Rajidae. The transcript has 5 exons. Bases 23 to 388 code for a protein of 121 amino acids. Gene Ontology annotation, molecular function: zinc ion binding.